AUGAGCGACAACAAAACCGCAAUUCUUGCUAACAAUCAACGCUAUCUUGCUUUACGAAACGUCUUUGGAAGAUUGACCAUAAUAGCUGAUGGAGAGCCAGGAUCGGCUAACGAAAUAGAAGUUCAAUUCAUCAUCGACCGAGGUACAAACUUCAACGUUUUUGCUAAUGGAGCAAGUAACACGAUCGUUCGAAUUCGACCAGCGUCUAACAACGGCAAAUAUAUCGCCGUUGACGGUUCGUCGAUUGUUUUAAAGGAUGUGCCAAAUUCUUUAGCUAUAAACGAUUCUUCGUUUGAUUUCUAUGAAGAAAAUGUUGCUGGGCAGUUCGAUACUGUUCGGUUUGUUCAUAGAGUUUCUGGAAGUUAUUUGACUCUUCAACGUGAAUUAAAUGGUGGAUAUCAUUUGGGGAUAUCUGUGGUAGGAGGGGAUUCAGGUAUGUUAGUGAAGGAAAACGGAGUUCGUGAAGAUGAAGAUAAUUUUGAAGAAACCAUAAAAGCAGUGAAUACAUCUCUAAAUACCACGAAGAUUCCUUCUGAAAUAAAAGAAAUUCUUCAGGAUGAUAAAUGUGAUGUUGCCCCAACUUCGAACAGUUCAUUUUGGAUUUUAUGUCGUGCUUUGAAAGAAUUCGUGAACGAAACUGGCAGCCUACCUCUGCGCGGUUCGAUUCCCGACAAGACGGCGGAUACGACACGUUUUAUUGAAUUGCAAAAUUGUUAUCAUGAAAAAUCGCUGGAAGAUAUCGAAAAAAUGACAGAAAAAGUUCUUUCGAUUUUAAAAUCAUGGCAUAAGAAACCGAACUUCAUAAAAGAUGAAGAUAUCCGGCUGUUUUGUAAAAAUUCAGCAUUUCUGCGCGUAGUUCGUUGUACUUCGUUACAAGAAGAAUUUAACAACAUAUCGACGCAAUUUUUAGAACGAUUACGUAAUGAAGACGAGAAUGACGUCAUGUAUAUAUUGUUUCGAGCUAUUUAUAAAUUCCGUUCAAAACACGAUAGAUAUCCCGGUUCGUCUGAGGAACACGUCAAGAGUGAUUGUGAAAAACUACAGAGUUACGUUGGCGGUCUCAUGGAACAGUGGGAAUUAAAUGGUGAAAUAAAAGAAGAUUAUGUACAGGAAAUAUGUCGUUUUGGUGGAAGUCAAUUACAUCCUGUUGCGUCGUUAAUGGGUGGAUCUGCCGCACAUGAAGUCAUCAAAAUUAUCACAAAUCAGUAUGUUCCGUUUCAUGAUUAUUUCAUCUUCAACGCGAUGACAGGCUCUUCUGUAACUCUAAAACUUUGAUCGUGUGCUUUUCAAUUCCGUUCAUUUGAACAGGAAUUCAACAAAUUCGAAAACGCCAUGUCAGUCGUAAAAGCGAAAGAUGAGUUCAACGUUAUGUUUGUCAUGCAUUGACUAAAAACUUGUAGCCUUGCAUAUGACUUAAUCAAGAGUGAACAUCUUUCGUUUGCUUUUUUUACCAAGGUCUGUGAGAAAGUUUUUGUACAAAUGAGAAAAUUAAUAGGCAUGAUGUAGAUUGUGAAAAUAAAACCGGACAGUUGAUUUUGUA
Xenia sp. Carnegie-2017 is the source of this 1540-nucleotide messenger RNA. RefSeq names its product NEDD8-activating enzyme E1 regulatory subunit-like. Bases 1 to 1275 code for a protein of 424 amino acids. The transcript has 14 exons. Gene Ontology annotation, molecular function: ubiquitin-like modifier activating enzyme activity. NCBI's taxonomy places the organism in Eukaryota, Metazoa, Cnidaria, Anthozoa, Malacalcyonacea, Xeniidae. The record is from RefSeq and is a predicted model, not a curated record.